AUGUUACAAGUCAGGAGAGUAUAGCGAGAGCUGCAUCUGAGGUGGAACAGCUCGUUCAAGAGGAGGGUCUCAACUGUCUCAUCAACAAUGCUGGAAUUAAUGUAGUUGCCAACCUUGAGACAGUCACUGCAGACAAGAUGUUGGAAAACUUCCAUACCAACUCUGUUGCCCCGUUGAUGAUCACCAAGGCCAUGCUCCCACUGCUGAAGCGAGCAGCUGCAAAAGAAAUGGGGAUGGGCAUCCACAGAGCAGCAGUCAUCAAUAUGACGUCUCUACUGGGUUCAGUUGAGCUCUACUGGGGUGAUCGUGCCAACAGUUUCAAAUGGUACCCCUACAGAACAUCAAAGAGUGCACUGAACAUGGUCACCAGAUGCUUGGCAGUGGACCUGGAGGCAGAUGGGAUCCUGUGUAUGGCUCUGCAUCCAGGCUGGGUACGCACUGAUAUGGGUGGACCUGAAGUGAUUGCUCUCAACUACGUCUGAAUAUGGAUCCG
Sinocyclocheilus grahami is the source of this 493-nucleotide messenger RNA. Its product is annotated as C-factor-like. The annotation marks the transcript as partial. The record is from RefSeq and is a predicted model, not a curated record. The transcript has 4 exons. Gene Ontology annotation, molecular function: oxidoreductase activity. Gene Ontology annotation, cellular component: cytoplasm. NCBI's taxonomy places the organism in Eukaryota, Metazoa, Chordata, Actinopteri, Cypriniformes, Cyprinidae.